Molecule: messenger RNA, 969 nt
Organism: Drosophila innubila
Lineage: Eukaryota; Metazoa; Arthropoda; Insecta; Diptera; Drosophilidae
Exons: 5
Coding region: 43-969 (308 amino acids)
Source: RefSeq, a predicted model, not a curated record
UUUAGAGUUAUGUCAAGCGAUUAAAAUAAUCGAGCAAUAAAUAUGCUGUUUAUGGAAAGUUAUUUGUGUUAUUGUUCAGUUCGGCUAGGCGUUUUGCUUGUCGCUGUGUUGCGUAUUAUCAUAAAUAUAACAUUGAGCGUUCUAUUCUUUGUGCAUGGAGUGCAUAUAUUUGAUGGCCUCAUCGAUUUGCUGGAGAAUGACUCACAGUAUAAGAAUAGCAAUAUGGUGAGGAAGUCUAUACACUGGGUACAUAAUUCACCUGAUAAUGUGCUAGUUUUCUUGCAGUGCAUGUGCUAUGCUCAUAAAAUAUCCGCCCUUUUGGGUAUUUUCGGUGCGAUAAGGCUGCACAAAUGGCUGGUAAUUCCCCUGGCACUAUUUGAGUUCGUUUAUUUUCUGGGCAUUACAAUUGCGCAUAUUGUGUUGAUGAUAAUGCUCAAGAAGCAAAUUAAUUUGGGUUUGCUCAUUGUUCUCACUUUGGUUGGCAGUUUCUAUUGUCUUUUUGCUGGUUAUAACUGCGUCACUUGCAUUGCAAUGUUUCAAGUUAUUAGCUUGGUUAAAAGCCCGAAGUAUCGACAACUCUAUGGCGAAGAUCCCUUUCAUCCUAUUCCAUUGAGGCGUUCUCAUGGCAGCUAUGACUCCGUACAACAGCUCCACAUGCUGGGCGUGCCGGAUGAUACAGACAUUGAUGAGCAGAAGCGUUUGGCCAAAUUGGGUCUCUGGCCAAGUCGUAAGCCUCAGGUGAUUUCAGUCAUUCCGGUGCAGACGCCAGCUGUCAGCCUAAAAUGGUGGCAACAGCAAGCCCUCGACAAGGAUGAUCAGCUCCAGGACUCUGCCGUUCUUCGCAACUGGCAACGUGGUGAACUGUUAAAGGGAGCAGCCGGCGAGGCGGAACGCAAAAACGCCCUCAAUCGUCGUUAUGCAGAGGCGCAACAAUAUGGAUUUCGUUAUAAAAGCAGAGAAAGAUUUUGA